Mauremys mutica (yellowpond turtle) is the source of this 1623-nucleotide messenger RNA. RefSeq names its product butyrophilin subfamily 1 member A1-like. Gene Ontology annotation, biological process: regulation of cytokine production; T cell receptor signaling pathway. The transcript is spliced from 10 exons. Bases 1 to 1554 code for a protein of 517 amino acids. Gene Ontology annotation, cellular component: external side of plasma membrane. The record is from RefSeq and is a predicted model, not a curated record. Lineage: Eukaryota; Metazoa; Chordata; Testudines; Geoemydidae. Gene Ontology annotation, molecular function: signaling receptor binding.
AUGGGGAAGAUUCCCAUGUUCUCCCCCGGCUCCACAGUGAGCUCCGCUCUGCCCGGCUACGUCGCUCUCUGCCUCGCUCUACAGAUUCACAGGCUGGCGUCAGAUUUCACGGCAGAGUUCACAGUGAUUGGACCUGACCGUCCAAUCAUUGCCUCCCUAGGUGGGGAGGCCGUCCUGCCCUGCCACCUCUCCCCCAGGAUGAGUGCUGAGAACAUGGAGCUGAGAUGGUUCCGAUCCGAGUUCUCUAUAGUCGUGCACCUGUACCGUGAUGGGCAGGAUCAGUAUAGACAUCAGAUGCCGGAAUAUCAAGGAAGAACUGAACUCUUGAAAGGCGACAUCAAGAAUGGGAGUGUUUCCCUGAGAAUACGCGAUAUCCGACCCUCCGACAAUGGGCAGUACAAAUGUUUUUUUCAGUCCGGUGUCUCUUAUAAAGAUGCUUUUUUGGAACUGCAGGUGGCAGGUUUGGGCUCUGCUCCUGCCAUCUCUGUGGAGGGACAUCAGGACAGAGGGAUCCGGGUGGUGUGUCGAUCAGCCGGAUGGUACCCAGAGCCCGAAGCUGAGUGGAGAGAUCUCCUGGGGAAGAUCUUACAAUCAGACUCUGAAAAAAUAUCCCCAGAGGCCAAUGGCCUGUUUCAAGCAGAGAUUGCCAUUGUUCUAACAGAAGAGUCCAACCAGAAAGUAUCCUGCUGUGUCAGGAACCCGCAACUCAACCAGGAGAGAGAGUCAGAGAUUUCCGUAGCAGAGCUGUUUUUCCCACGAGUCAAUCCUGGGCUGGUGGCUCUGGGUGUGAUUCUGGCUAUCCUGGCUGUUCUCAUUCUCCUGGCCAGUUACUGCAUCUGGAGGCAGCACAGAGCAAAAGAGACGCUGCGAUCUGAACUGGAGAGCGAGAAAGAGAAGCUGCGAUCUGAUCUGGAGCGCGAGAAAGCGGCGCAUCGUGCAGAGAAAGAUAAACUCCAGGUUGAGCUCAGGUGGAGACGCGCCCAGCUCUACUCAGUGGACGUGACUCUGGAUCCAGACACGGCAAAUCCCAAACUCAUCCUGUCUGAGGAUCGGAAACGUGUGAGAUGUGGACAUACACGACAGGAUCUGCCCGACAACCCUGAGAGAUUUGAUCCUUGUCCCUCCGUCCUGGGCGUUCAGGGGUUCGCGGGUGGGAGGCAUUAUUGGGAGGUGGAGGUGGGAGACAAGACAAGAUGGGAUCUGGGGGUUUGUAGUGAAUCUGUGAGCAGGAAGGGAUGGAUCACAGCCACACCUGAGGAUGGAUUCUGGGUCGUGUGGCUGAGGGAGGAGGAAUACAAGGCCCUCACCUCCCCCUUGACCCCCCUCCCCGUGAGCGUCAGGCCCAGCCGGGUGGGGAUUUUCCUGGACUAUGAGGCAGGCGAGGUCUCGUUUUACAAUGUGACUGACAGGUCCCAUCUCUUCACUUUCACUGACACCUUCUCCGGGAAGCUCCGCCCUUAUUUCUAUCCUGGUGUCAACACCUGGGGUACAAAUGCAGAUCCCCUGAAAAUCUGCCCGGUCCCAGCUCAGACCGAAGGGAAUCUCUGUCCCUGACUGUGACACCCACGGCACAGACUGGCCCCUUCCAAUGUCGUUGCUCUUCCCACCCUCCCCUCCGCCAGU